CCCUGGCUCCUGAGCCCCUUGCCGGCCGCCCGCGGAGCUCCUAGCACUUCCGCAUCCAGCUCCCGCCCAGCUUCGAGCCGCCCUUCCACCUCACGCCCAGUUUCGUUUGCGAGCAGCGCAUCUCGUGGCCCCACUAGGGCCACGGACUGGUUCUGCAGUCGCCAUGACGGCGGCCGUGUUCUUCGGUUGCGCCUUCAUUGCCUUCGGGCCUGCUCUCUCUCUCUACGUCUUCACCAUCGCCACCGACCCUUUGCGCGUCAUCUUCCUCAUCGCCGGCGCUUUCUUCUGGUUGGUAUCUCUGCUGCUUUCAUCUUUUUUUUGGUUCAUAGCAAGGGUCACUAGUGACAGCAAAGACGGACCAGUGCAGAAAUACCUGUUAAUCUUCGGGGUGUUGCUUUCAGUCUGUAUCCAAGAACUGUUCCGGUUUGCGUAUUAUAGACUUCUAAAAAGAGCAAGUGAAGGCUUAAAGAGCAUAAAUCCAGGCGAAACGGCACCCUCUAUGCGACUGCUGGCCUAUGUUUCUGGCUUGGGCUUUGGAAUCAUGAGUGGAGUAUUUUCCUUUGUGAAUACCCUGUCUGACUCCUUGGGGCCAGGCAUAGUGGGCAUUCAUGGCGAUUCUCCUCAGUUCUUCCUUAAUUCAGCUUUCAUGACACUGGUUAUCAUAAUGCUGCAUGUGUUCUGGGGCAUCGUGUUUUUUGAUGGCUGUGAGAAGAAAAAGUGGUACAUCCUUCUUAUAGUUCUCCUGACCCAUCUGUUGGUGUCCACCCAGACCUUCCUAAGUCCUCAUUAUGGAGUAAAUCUGGUAUCAGCAUAUAUACUCAUGGUGCUCAUGGGCAUCUGGGCAUUUUUUGUUGCUGGAGGCAGCUGCCGAAGCCUGAAACUCUGCCUGCUCUGCCAAGACAAGGACUUUCUUCUUUAUAACCAACGCUCCAGAUAACCUCCCACAAUCAGCACCUCCAAAAUAGCAGCCUGUGUCUUCAGAGAAAGCACAGCUGUGACUUUUUCCAAAAAGCUCCCCCUUUUCUCCUGGAACUUAGAAAAAGCAGAGCUAUGUAGACUAGAAUUCUGUUUCUAUACUUUCAAGAAGCAGGCCUCUGAAAGGGAUGCAGCAGUGGUCUGCAGCCUGCCUACACAUUUGAGACAUCUGGGAAAACAAAGCCUACUGUUCUGGGCUCCCCCUCCAGAUUUAAUUAUCCUGGGCAUUUGGUAAUUUUUGAAGCUUCAUGUGAUUUCCAUGUGGGGCGAGGAUGAGAAUCAUUGAGAUCCAAGUGGGACGUUCCUGAGAACACCCAAAGCGGCUGGGGUUUUGGUAUUUGACUGUCUCCUGACUCAACUCCUGCUGAAACAAGUAAAUUUCUGAAUAUUGCAUCCUGGUUAGCCUUUGUCUCUUUGUGUUCUGACAUCACAAAAUGUUAAAGGGCUUUCCCUUCGGUGAACUGUUUCCAUGUACUUCACUAACACAGUCUUAGAGAAAUCUUAGUCAUGGCUGUACUUUUAAAUGCAUAUACUGACUUUAACUUAGCCAAGGUAAAAUUUGUAUAUAAAAGGUAUUUUCCUCAAGUUUUUUUUUCCAUUAGAUAUUUUUCUUCUUGAGGCAUUCUGUUAUUUACUUUAGUACAAAAUCAGGAUCUUUAAGAUUCAUUAUAUCCUGACUUCCUUGGGAAAAUAUAAAACUGUACAAGUCUGCGAGUUUCCUCAGUUUAAAGCUGCUGUGUUUGCUGUCUGAAUACUAGGAGCUAGGCUGGUUGACGUGAAGCUGCAGCUGGCAGGAAUGAUGUGCCCUUGGCAGGGAGGGCGUCUUUGGAUCUGGUGGGUUGUAGAACAAGGGUGAUGUGGACACUUUUCUUUUGUUCCUGUGACACUGAACAGCCCCUUCACCCAAAUGAUGUAGUGUGAAAUUGGAGAUAGAUCUUAAGCUACAAAUUUCAAACUAUCACGUAACUCAUAAUCUCUAGUAUUUAUGGGUUUUGGAAGUAAGAACAGCAUUCCCUUUGUAGAACAUACAAGGUGUUUGUUUAUAUUCUAUAUAACUCCUCUCAUUUCCUUUAUGAAUAAGAAAUGCUGGUGAGUUGUGAAUUUACUAACUAUAAAUUGUUUCCGCUUGAAGUCUUUGGGGAGCUUAUAAAGUGGAAAUUAUCUGUUCAUGAAAGUGAUGCCUCAGCAAAGCCUGCACGUACAAUAGAGCAUCCAAAGAAAUGAGAGCUGCAGUGAGAUGGUUCAGCAGAGGCAGGACAGAUGAGUGCAACAAAGAACAAAUGUGUUUGCCAUGAAGAUGCAGCCAGUGUUUUGAGCUAACUGAACCCUUAGUCCAUGAGCCUCCACCAUGCUUAAAAUUUUUGAGUGUCUCAGAGACUGAAGAGGAGUAAGGCUUCUAGCAAGGCUGUGAACAACCUGAGAAGCAACUGUAGUUGUCCCCUUAAAGGUACAUCAGCAUUAAUUAGUACCAGUGCUUCUGCUGGAGUGUGUUGUUUCUACAUACAUUUUCCUUGGACUAGAAGAGACCAGGACAUCAAGAUUAAACAGUGAAAAUCACUAUGCAGAACCCAGAGGAAGAAGAAGCCCAUCAGCCCCAAGGGUGAUGUGGACACUUGAGGAUUUAUCCCUGCCAGAGCAUGGUAUUCUUUGUUAAAGUGAAUAUGAAAAACAUAUAGGUGUUUGUUACUACUGAUUUUUAAAUAUUGUAUGUAGAUAUUGUGAUAAAAUAUUUGUUCAUUUAUGAAGUAUGGAAAAUCUGAGAAUUUUACUAUAAAUCACACUUGAACUCUGAGCAAAUAGUCUUAAGUACUAAUACCAGACUGUUAAGAAGCUAGGAUUAUAAAAUCUCAUUUAAUGAAAACUCAAAAUAAGAGGCUGGAGAAAUGGCUCAGUGGUUAAGAGCACAUACUGCUCUUGCAGAGGACCCAAGUUCAGUUCCUAGCCUCCACAUCAGGCAGCUAACAACUGCCUGUAUAUUCCAUCUCCAGGGAGGUCUGAUGCCUCUGGCCUCCACAGAAAUCUGCACUCAUGUACACAUACCCACAGACACACACAGAUAUAUAUUUUAAAAAAUCUCAGAUGAAAAGAAAAUUUUCUUUGGUGAAACUAUUGUCUUAGCUCAGGAAAUUAUUUAGUAAUCCUUUAUUACCUGUGAAUAAGGGAGUGUUGUAACCCUGACUACUCUUACAUUGUGAGUAUUGUCAUAUCCCAGGCACUGCUAUCUCAAAUAGGCACUUUGCCUCUUGUCAAGGAAGCCUCGAGGGAGGGAGGAGUCUCAUACUUACACGUUGAAAUGCUACUUUUUACUUUGCUGUCUAUAAUGAGCUUUCAGAGCCCUGGUAAUAAUUAAAGAGGAGUGAGGUUUGAUGUAUGCUGUCCUCCAUUCAGGGUCUUCUGUUUAGACAAAUGUGGACAUAAAAUUGACCUUGAAAAUGUGAAUAUUGGGUGCUGGAGAAAUGGCUCAACGGUUAAGAACAGUGGCUGUUCUUGCAGAAGACCAGUGUUCAAAUCCCAAUACCCACAGGGGAUCCAACACUCUCUUCUAACCUCCAUGGAUAUUGCACAACACGGGUGCACUUAAAUAUAUGCAUGCACAUAAAAAUAAGAAAAUGUGAAUACUGUUUCAGUACUUGAAUAAUAGAGAUUCUGUUGCCAUGUGAAUAAGAGAUUCUAUUGCUCAGUAAUAUAAGCUGUAUUUAUCUUUAGUUCAUUUGAACUAAUGCUUAUAACUGUUGAUGUUUAUCACCGGUUACUCUGGCCUGUCUGACUAGCUAUAUGGUAGCAGUGGCCUCUUUAGAAACAUAUAGAUAAAAUGUGUUGAAAGGAAGUGACAAUGUCUGCAAACUGCACAGAAAAUGGCAUUUAUCCCCAGCAUAAAUGUAAGUGAUGUGACAGAAUAUUUCAUAGUCCUAGUUCUCCUCCCAGUAGCUUCAUCCCUGUUCCCAAACAGGUGUUAGCAGUUGGUGUGGGCCCCAGGGUGACACUGAUGCCUCACUAGCCAACCAACCUGGGUGGCAACCUGUCACAAGCAUCAAGGACCUUGCUCCUAGGAGCUGCUCCUAGAAGGUUGACUGUUUGUUCACUUAGUGUAUUUCUAGGACCCACCAUCCUAACUCCAAGUAGUCAAGGUGGACAGCAUCACACAACAAUUUUAAAGUGCUUGCUUAGAACAUUUUGUUUUCAAACAAGGACUUGCUGUGUACUCUAAGCUGGCCUCAAACUCAAAAUCCCCCUGCUCAGCCUCUCAAGUACUAAGAUUAUACCAUCCAAGAUUGUACCAUCAAAUCCAACUAGAACAUUCUAUUUAUGAUUACAAUGUUUAUCUGUUUCAUUUAGUAAUUGGCUUUAGUACUUUUUUUAGUGUUUAGAGGAAAUGGGCAUUGUCUCUCUAUAAAGUGCAUAGCUUUUUAUAUUUUAGACCUUUGUAUCCUGCGUCCUGCAGUAUAUGCCUUUGCAUUCAAUAUACAAUACAGUAGACCUUCCAAACUUUUAUUUUUCAGUGAACAAUAAAAAAGAUUGUUUGACACA
Nannospalax galili (Upper Galilee mountains blind mole rat) is the source of this 4503-nucleotide messenger RNA. RefSeq names its product aph-1 homolog B, gamma-secretase subunit (gene Aph1b). The record is from RefSeq and is a predicted model, not a curated record. Lineage: Eukaryota; Metazoa; Chordata; Mammalia; Rodentia; Spalacidae. The coding region runs from base 164 to 937 and encodes 257 amino acids. Gene Ontology annotation, cellular component: membrane; gamma-secretase complex; endoplasmic reticulum. Gene Ontology annotation, molecular function: protein-macromolecule adaptor activity. The transcript is spliced from 6 exons. Gene Ontology annotation, biological process: Notch signaling pathway; positive regulation of catalytic activity; Notch receptor processing.